CGCGCGCGGCCUGGGCUAGCGCUGGGCUCCGCGCGCCCCCCGCCCCCCUCUAUGAGGCAGAGGCCGCGGCGGCCGUUAGCGCUGUCGCUCCGGGGGCCGCGGCGGGCGGGGCUCCGGCGGGGCCCGGCCUAGUCCCCACCCCAGCCCGGCUCCCAGCCGCCCGCCCUCCCUUCCUCUCCCCGAUGCAGGGGGCCGAGCUCCGGGAUGGCGAGGCGGCGGCGGCGGCCGCUUCGUACCGCGUCCUGAGCCGCCUGCUCGGCUAUGGAGAGGCGGCCCCCGAGCCAGGCCCGCCGCCGCCGCCCCCGGGCCAUGGCCCCCCUCCGCCCCCCUUCCUCGCGCGGCCGGGCCCGCGGGGCUCCCGGCCGCCGCAGCUGAUGGUGUUCCGCAACGUGGGUCGGCCGCCGGAGGAGGAGGACGCGGAGGCGGCCCCGGAGCCGGGACCCUCGGAACUGCUGUGUCCCCGGCACCGCUGUGCCCUGGACCCCAAGGCCCUGCCGCCGGGCUUGGCGCUCGAGCGGACCUGGGGCCCGGCGGCUGGACUGGAGGCGCAGUUGGCGGCGCUGGGGCUCGGGCAGCCGGCGGGGCCGGGGGUCAAGACGGUCGGCGCGGGUUGCUGCCCGUGCCCGUGCCCGUGCCCCCCGCAGCCGCCCCCUCCGCAGCCCCAGCCGCCGGCUGCCGCCCCGCAGGCCGGGGAGGACCCCACGGAAACGAGCGACGCGCUGCUGGUCCUGGAGGGCUUGGAGUCGGAGGCCGAAAGCCUGGAGACUAACAGCUGCUCCGAGGAGGAGCUCAGCAGCCCGGGCCGCGGAGGAGGAGGGGGCGGCCGGCUUCUGCUGCAGCCCCCGGGUCCUGAAUUAGCCCCGGUGCCCUUCCCGAUGCAGGACUUGGUUCCCCCAGGGCGCUUGGGUAGAGGGGAGCAGCAGCAACCGCCCCCGCCCCCGCCUCCUCCCGGGCCCCUCCGGCCACUGGCGGGCCCUUCUCGGAAGGGCUCCCUCAAAAUCCGCCUCAGUCGCCUCUUUCGCACUAAGAGCUGCAACGGCGGCUCCAGCAGUGGGGAUGGGGCCGGCAAGAGGCCUUCUGGAGAGCUGGCUGCUUCAGCUGCGAGCCUGACGGACAUGGGAGGCUCUGCGGGCCGGGAGCUGGACGCGGGCAGGAAACCCAGGUUGACAAGAACUCAAAGUGCCUUUUCUCCGGUCUCCUUCAGCCCCCUGUUCACAGGUGAAACUGUGUCGCUUGUGGAUGUGGACAUCUCUCAGCGGGGCCUGACCUCUCCACACCCUCCAACUCCCCCUCCUCCUCCGAGAAGAAGCCUCAGCCUCCUAGAUGCAUUUCCCCGGAUUGCUCCCAUCCGAGCAGCUGAAUCCCUGCACAGCCAGCCCCCCCAGCAUCUCCAGUGUCCGCUCUACCGGCCCGACUCAAGCAGCUUUGCAGCCAGCCUUCGAGAGUUGGAGAAGUGUGGUUGGUACUGGGGACCAAUGAACUGGGAAGAUGCAGAGAUGAAGCUGAAAGGGAAGCCAGAUGGCUCUUUCCUGGUACGAGAUAGCUCUGAUCCUCGUUACAUCCUGAGCCUCAGUUUCCGGUCACAGGGUAUCACCCACCACACGAGAAUGGAGCACUACAGAGGAACUUUCAGCCUGUGGUGUCAUCCCAAGUUUGAGGACCGCUGUCAAUCAGUGGUGGAGUUCAUUAAGAGAGCCAUCAUGCACUCCAAGAAUGGGAAGUUUCUCUAUUUCUUGAGAUCCAGGGUUCCAGGACUACCACCAACUCCAGUCCAGCUGCUCUAUCCAGUGUCUAGAUUCAGCAAUGUCAAAUCCCUCCAGCACCUUUGCAGAUUCCGAAUCCGACAGCUCGUCCGGAUAGAUCACAUCCCGGAUCUCCCACUGCCUAAACCUCUGAUCUCUUAUAUCCGAAAGUUCUACUACUAUGAUCCUCAGGAAGAGGUAUACCUGUCUCUAAAGGAAGCGCAGCUCAUUUCCAAACAGAAGCAAGAGGUUGAACCCUCCACGUAGCGAGGGGCCCCCUGCUGAUCGCCGCCAAGGGCAUUUGUUGCCAAGCUCCAGUUUUGAAGAACCAAAUGAAGCUACUGUGGAAGAGGGAGCAAGGAGAAAGGAGGGAGUUGGAAGGGCUGAGAUCCUCCGCGCAAAGACUUUGGUUCCCCUGCAGCCCUGGGGCUUGGGAGAAGCACACAACCACACUCUCUGAGCGGGGGCUUCACCUCUUCACCUCCAGCCCCUGUGGUAUCCUGGAACUGGACAAGCUCCUUGGAACACUGGAAGAAGUCUCAACACUGUUUCUUUUUUAGAAGUUUUGUUUUGGAUAUUUGCAUUUCUCAGUAUGGAAAACUUCCUUUAAAGGCAGCUGGGGUUUGUGCCCAUUGGACUGGAAGUGGUGCCAAGGGUGAGCCAGGUCUGAGGGAGGGAAGGGGAGGGAUUGCCAGUGACGGUCAUUCAGCUGGUGCCAAAGGCAGAGUGCAAGUGUUCACCAUUGACCUUGAAGAAGGGAAGAGAAAGAGUCAGAAGCACAUAUCAAGUUGGGAGUUUCUAAGGGAUAAGGAUCUGCUUCUCUUUAAGCAUGAGUUGCUUCAGUAGGAGCAGGAAAGAGGAGAGGGUGAGUAGUCUGGACAAGAAGAUUGCUGAACAAAGACUGGCAAAGGGCCUCUGCUGGGGAAAGUAGUGACUCCUCACAUCCUUUCCUUUUAAGGUUUAGGAACCUGAUUUCAGAAUCACCUCUCAUAGAAGCUGUGUUCGUUUUGUCUUCCUGAAUUCCUGAAUUCUGUGACCUCAAGUCAGUCCCAUUCUUCUUCCACCCUCCACCCUGCCCCCUUAGAUAACUGUACAUUUCACUCUGAUCAUGGUAACACCAUUCCUAUUGCUUCUGCCAACUGUCAAGGCAAUCGAUUUUUUCAUCACCUGAGCAGUUGAGAGCCCUAAUCAUGAGCUGCUAAAGUUAAUGGAGCAUGCUUCCAGAUUCUUAAUGGCAGACUGUACCCAUGACUUAGGAGUCAGUGUUACUUACCUCCAUAUGUCUGUCAGCUAGUGAGAGGGAAUAUGGAGGAUGGUGAGAAACGAAGCUAUUGUGAUAGUGCUCUUCUGAGGAGAAGCUCUCCUGUGUCUCAGCCUUAAUGGAAUGUCUUUGGAUCAGUGAGGAGAAGAGUACUGCAUCUCAUGUGUUUAGGUUUAUCACUGUUGUCCCACUUCUGGGACAGGAGGUAGCAAGGGCUUUUUUAUUUUCCUAUGUUUUUUCUCUAGCAACUCAUGCAUUUUCCUGAGUCAGAUUCCAUUUGCCCCCUGUUUGUUGGAAAGUCUUUCAAAUGCUGAUUUGGGAGUUGCCCACCUUCCAGGUGGAAGUGGAGGAGGAGGGAGGUGCUUUCCAGUGCUCUUUGAGUUUUUCUGAAGUGAGCCAUUGUCAAGUCAUGUAAUAUUACGAGUUUGCUUUUCUGCAGAGUUACUCUUGGGAGAGGUUUGCUGUUAAGAUGUGAAAAUUGAGCUGUUUGGGUCUUUAUUGCUCUUUUGUAGUAAAUGUUCCAUUAGACUGCCUCUCUUGGUUCCCCUGUGCUUAUAUCUGCCUCUUCUCAUGAGAUAAAUAAUAUCUUCAGGUUUGUGGUUUCCUGAUGGUUUGGGAUGAGGUCCCAGUGUCUUGGUAAUUUAAAAGACUGCCUCAUCUGGAAGCAUUGGCCUUCUGCCUUAUGUCUUGCAUGGAAUGACCAGUCCUCCUGCUUGUAGCAGAGCAGGGAAGAAACUUGCAUGAUUAGCUGCCUGUAAAGAUGUGGCCCACAAAAUGAGCUUUGUAGCAUAAACACAGCCCACCUCUGAUUUGUCAUGAAGUACCUCUUCUUUCCUUGGAUUCCAUGGUAGUAUUACCAACUAGUGAAAAUAGUGAUCCCAGAAAUUGGCUUACCCUGUGAGUCUUGCCUCUUGAGAGUGCAGAUUAACUUGCCAUCAUGCAGAAAGUGCCACCCAGCUCUAGAGCCUACAGUCUGCAAUCCAUAGGGAUCCUUGAGUGGCUCAUGUGCAGCUAUUUGGGUUUGGGGGCUUUUUUUUUUUCCACCCAUAAUUUUGAAAUUAUUUUCAACUGUGUUUUAAUGUGUUUGCUUGAUUCUGGGCUAGAUACUAUGGAAAACACAAGAGGGGAAAGACAUGAUGUCUGGCUUAAGGGAGCUUUUGGGUGACUGCUAUACAUGAAGCAAUGGGAGAAUGACUCUGUGCAGUACAAAAAAUCAAGGGCUCUCUUUAAAGAAGUUGAGAUGGGUAAGAUCAGAGUAGAUCAGAUGGUCUGGGAGAGCUCUGUGUCUGUGAGGCUUUGGGUCCUAGGCAAAGGUAGGACAGUGAGAUGAGAAACACAUGAACAGAAGCAUGGAAGCAGAAAUCUGAGGGAUGUGUUGAACAGGACACAGCACCAGAUUAGAGCAGCAGUGUCAGUUACUCUUCAGUGCUGUGGUUUAGACGGAAACUUUCUAGUCACCAAGUAAGUCUGAGUGCUGAGGUCUUGUGAUGGUGAAGUGGAACCCAAAGCCAGAAGUCAGCUGGUUCCCGCCCAUGGGUAGGGACCUCACUGCCCUCAGCACAGUCUGGGGGAGGGAGGCAGAGCCCUUGUACCCCUAGUGGUACCAAGGCUUUCCACUGGAGAAUUCUACAGUCAGAUCCAGAACCAAACCAGCUGAGGAGGCAUGUCCCAACCUCACCAGCAUCCUUCUUUCUCCUCCUGGGAAAGGGUAAUGUGUCCCCAUGUCCAUGAUUCGUCUGUAUGCUAGUCAUGGCCCAGGCUGUAGCCUAGUUCUUCCUCAGUAGAGUGGGAUGCAGGACAGAGUUUCACAAGAAGACAGGCUCCAUUGGGAGAUGAGGGGGAGGAAGAGGUGGGAGUGGGGCAGAGAGCAGAGAGAGAACAGCACAUCCCCUUCAUCUCUCCAGGCUGGGCCCACUCCUCCUUUGCCAGUUCUGUGUUGGGCUAAUUGAAAUGCAGUCCACAGAGGGAACUCAUUAUUCCUUUUUUGGUUGUUGUAUUUUAAAGUCACAAACUAGAAAAGGUUCUCACCUCUAGGGACCCAUCACUGAUUUCAAAGUUGUUAAUGGGUCCUUGCCUGUGUGACCCUUACUUGUUAGUGAUUUAUCUACUGUAACCUUCCUCAGGACAAGUGUGAGCCACUGUGAGCCAAGUGACAACUACUGCUACAAUCUGCUGUUACUUGAAAUUCGGGUGCUGUGGCAGGAGCACAGAGUAAGGAGGGUGGGGCUUUGCUAGGAGGACUAGGUAAGUGGGCAGUAACUGGGAGUUCGGGACCAUUGGUGAUGGCCUGGGCCAGGUGGCUAGCCUGUGCCUAGAUCUAGUGAAGGGGAGCUGCCCCCUGUAACAUGAAGGCUUCUGAGAGGGGAGCUCAUCAUCACGGUUUCUACUCCUCCUUUCCUUCCCUUCACCUGGUGAUAGUGUUGGCCCUCACUGAGGCUGGGAAUGAUGCAGAGGAGGCUGCAAGCACCCCUACAGGGCACAUCCAGGAAGAACUGGGGAGCAGGAAAUGUGCUGAGUGUUUGCACAUCCGGGCGUGAGAGCCUAGAAAUAGAGCUGGGUGCCCUGGGGUACCUAUCUUUUCAGCCCUCACCCUAGGCCCCCAGAAGAGCAAGGCUGCUUAAAGCCCUUGGGUCCCAGCAGGAAAUGGAGAUAGUAGAGACUUUUCCCUUGGGUUAGACUGUUCCCCGCCCUGCUGCCUCGCCCUUGGGUUUGAGCCCUGAAAAUGGAGGACUAGGCACUGGGAUAUAGUGGGAAGUCUGAAAGUGUGUUUAUGUGUGUGUGUGUGUGUGUGCGUGCGUGCGCGCGCGCGCGCGUGCCUGGGUGUGUCUGGGUGUCCAUGCGUGUCUACAUUUGCAGAAGUCUUGCCACCAGUUGGAGUGUUGAAAGCAUCUCCACUGUGGGGAGACCUGCCAUUUGUUUUCCCCUUUUAAGAGAAUGACAUGCCCCCUGUCCCUAAGGGAGGAGCUUUUGAGUUAGACAUUUUCCCUAUGGGAAUCCUCUUGGUUUGGUUUGUGGGGGGGGCGGGGGGGUGGAUAAGUGAUUUUUAUCUCUAAUUGUCAACACAGCUGUUCUUACACUGAAUUUGUGCUAUUGCAUACAUGUAGCCAUCUUUCUUUUCACUGCAGCAGUGUUUAUCAGUAGUUCAAAAUGAUUUAUUUGCUCCUGGGGAGUAAAAUCUUUUUUAUUAAAAAAAAAAAAAAAAAAAAAGCGAAACGUGGCUCCCUCCACUCAUGAUAGCUAUAGGGUUAGUGGGCUUCAAAGCUCAAGAAGGCAAAGUUGAGUCUGCCAGUCCCCAUGACUUAUCCUGUUUUGACCUUGGAGCCUUCAUGCUCAGCACAAAAGGACAGGAGGCCUUGAGAAGAUGGGAGAGCAAAGCCUUGGGAGGAGUGAGGUGGGGUUUGGACCAUAGCGAUGAAAGCACUGGGGACUCAGGUGCUACAGGUAGAAAAACAGAGUAAAGAAUUGUAUUUAAAAUAUUGAUUCUCUAAUCUGCCAGGGAAAGACCUUUCUCUACAUCCAGAUUCCAUACUGUCUUUGUCCUUUUCAUCGCUUCUCGACCUUCCUGGUAGGUGCCGGCCCACUGUCCUCCUGUUUCCCAUCCUGUCCUCUGCACCCCUUCCCCGUCCCCUCCCACUCCCAUCUACCUCUGGGAAGCGGGUCCUGCAUGUGGAGUCUGUGACUUGCCUUCGUGCUCAUCUCAUCUCCGUUAGAGGGUACCUGGGACUACUCCCUCCUUCCCUCCUUCCGAAGUGCCCAGAGGCAUGACUGGGCAGUCAAAAGCAGCCAGCCCAGGGGGGAAGGCAUGAGUGUCUGGUUGCAGCUGGACUGCAAUCUUUGCUCCUGGAGAGAGAGUGUGAAGAAAACUUAGGACACUCUUGAUCAGAACCCAGGAAAUCAGAUGGGGCGGGCAGGCUGGCUGCUCCAUCCCUGGUGCUCCCUUGAACAGGGACCUGCCUCCCACUGUUAGGCCCAGAACCUUUUCCAAGGGACAAGCAUUACCCAGGCACCGCUCUGUGGGCAGGCCGGCCAUUGGAAUGCCCAAACUGGUGCUGCCUGUGGCACAGCCACUGCUGUACAUUUUUUGGUUGUUUUUAAGAAACUCAAUGAAGAGGGGUGUCAUUCUGGGCUCAGAGUGGUUGCCAGUUCUUCACCAGAAGGGGAGCCACACCCCCAGCAACCACUUCUGUCCUUGUUUGCCACCCUGCCCUCCUCCAAGCCAAAGCGUGGCCUGGCUUUUGUCUUCCUGUUUAGUUUUCCUCCUCACCUUCCCCUUUUUGUGCUUAAUUUAUUAAAAUAGUUGCUGUAUAAUUUAUUUUCAUAAACUAUAAAAAAUUACUAAAUGGUUAAAAUAGACUUGCAGGCCAAUGUUAAAUGGGGUGGGAGGGUCUGUGGGUGGGUGGGGAAAGGGAAAGAUGUUUUGAUAUAAACAAAACAAAUGCACUUUGGGUGUGUUUUGGUAUUUUUCUGGGGAUAGACGGGUGGGUGUUGGGAUGUCCCUGUAGAUUAGUUCCAGAACGGGGUGUUUGUAUAUACUGUAUUAAUAGGCAUGUUUGACUCUUAUAAAGGGACGUUAGUAGCUGCUGCAGGUCCUGUUUGGAAACCCCAUGUACAACUCCCAGUUUUUUGUGUCAGUGCGGGAGACAUUUGACUCUUGUGUUUGUAUCUCCUUUUUAUGAUUGCUGUACUGACCCAUGUCUUUUUGGGGAAGGGUGAAAAGAGAUUUGAAAUAAAAAUGUUUAGAAAUUA
Molecule: messenger RNA, 7749 nt
Organism: Nyctereutes procyonoides (raccoon dog)
Lineage: Eukaryota; Metazoa; Chordata; Mammalia; Carnivora; Canidae
Gene: SOCS7
Product: suppressor of cytokine signaling 7
Exons: 9
Coding region: 183-2009 (608 amino acids)
Biological process (GO): phosphatidylinositol phosphate biosynthetic process; intracellular signal transduction
Cellular component (GO): phosphatidylinositol 3-kinase complex
Molecular function (GO): 1-phosphatidylinositol-3-kinase regulator activity
Source: RefSeq, a predicted model, not a curated record